Pistacia vera is the source of this 896-nucleotide messenger RNA. RefSeq names its product putative disease resistance RPP13-like protein 2. NCBI's taxonomy places the organism in Eukaryota, Viridiplantae, Streptophyta, Magnoliopsida, Sapindales, Anacardiaceae. The transcript has a single exon. Gene Ontology annotation, biological process: protein folding. The annotation marks the transcript as partial. Gene Ontology annotation, molecular function: alpha-tubulin binding. The record is from RefSeq and is a predicted model, not a curated record.
AUUUCGAAGUUGCAAGAAUUGAGGCAUCUAAUUGGAUUCUUUUCAGAGUCUUUGCCCAUAGCAAAUUUGAAAAAGCUCUUGACUCUAAAAUAUGUAUGUCUUUCAAGCUGGGAGAAGCUCAACCCUGAAAGGUUGGUUGAUCUUCAAGAGCUGCAAAUUGAAUUGAAUGAAAGAACAGAUCUUUCUAUUCCAGUGUUCAAAUUUGAGACUGUCGCAAAACUUAGAAGCCUUCGUCUUUUAUCAGUUUGGUUGGGGCACCGUCAGUCAUUGCCUUCUCUACAUUUACUCGGUCAUUGCCGAUGUCUUGUAGAUUUGAGACUAUGUGGGAGAAUAGAGAAACUGCCAGAAAACUUAGACGAAAUAUUUCCAAAUCUUGAAGCCCUUAAGUUAAUGAAUUCGUUGCUAAAGGAAGACUCGAUCCCUUCAUUAGAGAAGUUGCCAAAUCUCAUGUUUCUUGUUUUAUUCAGUAAAUCUUAUACCGGAGAGAAACUGAGCUGCAGGGCAAAUGGGUUUCCUCGGCUUGAAGUUCUAAAUCUUUCAAAUUUAAUUCAGUUGGAGGAGUGGGAAGUAGAUGAAGAUGCAAUGCCAAUGCUUAGAGGCUUGAGUAUGACAAAAUGCUCCAAUAAAUUGAGAAUUCCAGAAAAACUGAAAUCAAUUCCUCUCCCAGGCAAAUGGGAAUGCUCAGACCAUCUACGUGGUAAUUUCUCACUCAAGCUACUUUGAACUUUGAUCUCAUUUGUUGCUGUGGUUGCGUUGCCUUUGAGUUUUCUCUAUGAGCUGUGUAAUUCCCUUCCAGUAAUAAGCGAGAGUGUCGUGUUAUAUAUAGACAUAUAUGUACGUUUAUGUCAUCAAAUAAAAUCUAUGUAUGCAACUUAUCCAUAUUAAAUACAACAAAC